Messenger RNA from Fusarium falciforme, 777 nucleotides. Its product is annotated as Pyridoxal 5'-phosphate synthase. The transcript is spliced from 2 exons. Gene Ontology annotation, molecular function: FMN binding; pyridoxamine phosphate oxidase activity. Gene Ontology annotation, biological process: pyridoxine biosynthetic process. Bases 1 to 777 code for a protein of 258 amino acids. The record is from RefSeq and is a predicted model, not a curated record. NCBI's taxonomy places the organism in Eukaryota, Fungi, Ascomycota, Sordariomycetes, Hypocreales, Nectriaceae.
AUGCGAAUUACUCCCACUGCUUCGCUACUGUCAAUCGCGAGAAUGGCUCUUCAUCCGCCGCCCGAGACGUCCAAGCUGAUCUUCGCCCCCGCGGGCUCCAAGCCCACAGGUCAGGCUGAGCAGUUCACAAGGGGAACCCUCGUUCGCUCACAGCUAAACUCGACCUCGCCGAUCCCCCAGUUCCACGAGUGGUUCUCGCGCGCGCAAAAGCCCGACUCUGGCGUCGCACACCCAGAGGCGUGCACCCUCUCAACCGCCUCUCUUCCGUCGGGCCGCGUGUCCUCGCGCACCGUGUACCUCAAGGAGUUGGAUGCCCGCGGGUUCGUCAUCUACACAAACCUCGGCACGUCGCGCAAGUCGGCAGAUAUGGAGAGCAACCCGCGGGCUGCGCUGCUGUUCUUUUGGGAGGCGCUGCAGCAGCAGGUGCAUGUCGAGGGAAAGGUGGAGCGCAUCACCCGUGAGGAGAGCCAGACAUACUACGAUACGAGAGCACGCGGAAGUCGUAUUGGUGCAUGGGCUAGUCGACAGAGUCAGGUGCUAGAGCCUCAAGGUGAGGGUGACGAUGGACGGGAGCAGCUACAGGAGUGGUACAAAGAGGUCGAGGAGCGGUUCGAGGGAGAGGAGAAGAUUCCUGUGCCGGAGUUUUGGGGUGGCGUGAGAAUUAUUCCUGACAGGAUGGAGUUCUGGCAGGGUAGGGAGAGCCGCCUGCACGACCGGUUCGUGUAUGAGCGUGAGGGAGAAGCCGAAGAGUGGACGCUGAAGAGGUUGAGCCCUUAG